AUGGAAGUGCAAGGCCGACACCCCACCUGUCACUUCCUCCUGGAGCUGGAGCGUGACCGGUCAGACUGCGGGACCCGACUGAAGGAGCAGGACAGGGCAGGAGAGACAGGAGGUGUGUGCCGGGGCGUGUGGGACAGCGUGGCCUGCUGGGACAGAGCGGAGGUGGGACAGACGGUGGUGAUUCCCUGUCCUCGGGCGCUCAGGACAUUCUUCAGCAGAGACGGGAACAUCAGCAGGAGGUGCACGUCAGAGGGAUGGUCUGAGGUGUUCCCAAACAUCUCGUCGGUGUGUGGAGCGGACACCAGUCAGGAUCAGCUGCUGUUCUACGUGCUGGUCCAGGCUCUGUACACAGUGGGCCACAGUCUGUCCCUCCUCGCUCUGACCACCGGGAGCGCCAUCCUGUGCCUCUGCAGGAGACUGCACUGCACCAGAAACUCCAUCCACCUGAACCUGUUCCUCAGCUUCAUCUUCAGAGCUGUGGCCGUUCUUCUGAAGGACCAGGUGCUCUUCAGCAGAGAUGUGCAGUGUUCUCCGCAUGGCUCCCUGGUGGGCUGCAGGAUCACUCUGGUCAUCCUCCAGUACUUCGUCAUGGCGAACUUCUCGUGGCUGCUGGUGGAGGGGCUGUACCUUCACACGCUGCUCCUGGUCAUCUUCUCAGACAACCGACACUUCCGGGCCUACCUGUUCAUCGGCUGGGGGGCUCCCUGUGUGCUGGUGUGUGUGUGGGCUCUGGCCAGGCUGUACCUGGAGGACACCGGGUGCUGGGAGAUCAACGACCACCCCAUCCCCCACUGGCUCAUCAACGGCCCCAUCGGUCUGUCCGUCCUGGUGAAUUUCCUCCUCUUCAUCAGAAUCGUGCGUGUGCUGAUGCAGAAGCUCCGGGGGGCAGACAUGGGAGGACAUGACCAGUCCCAGUACAGGAGACUGGCCAAGUCGACUCUGCUCCUCAUCCCUCUGUUUGGAGUCCACUACAUCGUCUUUGUGUCUCUGAGCGAGUCUGUGGCAGAAAGGUCCAAGAUCUUCUUUGACCUGGCCCUCGGCUCUUUUCAGGGGUUGGUGGUGGCCAUCUUGUACUGCUUCCUCAACUCUGAGGUCCAGGCGGAGCUGAGGAGAACCUGGAGGAGCCUCUGUCUGAACUGUGCCCUGACCAGAGACCUGCCCCUGACCCACACUGUGUUCAGAACCACGUCCGGACACAUGGUCCACCUCCAGCACGACCAGCGCACCCAGUGUGACAAGCACCCCCGAGAGUACCCCGCUGUGACCCGAGAGUGCCCCCGCUGUGACCCCCGAGAGCACCCCCGAGAGCACCCCGCUGUGACCCCGAGAGCACCCCGAGAGUACCCCGCUGUGACCCCGAGAGCACCCCCGAGAGUACCCCGCUGUGACCCCGAGAAGACCCCGAGAGACCCCCGAGAGUACCCCGCUGUGACCCCGAGAGUACCCCGCUGUGACCCCGAGAGUGACCACGAGAGUACCCCGAGAGCAACCCCGAGAGUACCCCGCUCUGACCCCGAGAGUACCCCGCUGUGA
Messenger RNA from Boleophthalmus pectinirostris (great blue-spotted mudskipper), 1533 nucleotides. RefSeq names its product vasoactive intestinal polypeptide receptor 2-like. The transcript is spliced from 15 exons. The coding region runs from base 1 to 1533 and encodes 510 amino acids. Gene Ontology annotation, cellular component: plasma membrane. Gene Ontology annotation, biological process: adenylate cyclase-modulating G protein-coupled receptor signaling pathway; cell surface receptor signaling pathway. Gene Ontology annotation, molecular function: vasoactive intestinal polypeptide receptor activity; peptide hormone binding; G protein-coupled peptide receptor activity. NCBI's taxonomy places the organism in Eukaryota, Metazoa, Chordata, Actinopteri, Gobiiformes, Gobiidae. The record is from RefSeq and is a predicted model, not a curated record.